CACGUGUGCGGCAAUUUUGUCUCCAUGUUGUUGUCCGAAUUAUAUUGUUAUAUUUCACCGGUUACGCUCUUUUUGACGACUGACUCCAUUCUCGUUCCGAAAAAUGCUCUCGCUGCGUUCCAGAGCUUUGCCAUUGGCCAGGAAUCUCCGUUUCAUUUCAACUUGGAGCUAUGUGCCGGCGGGUCCGCCAGAUCCGAUCCUGGGCGUCACAGAGGCCUUCAAAGCUGAUAAGGAUCCCCGUAAAAUCAAUCUUGGUGUCGGCGCGUACCGUGAUGAAAAUGGAAAGCCAUUCGUGCUUCCCUCAGUGAAAUCCGCCGAAGAGCGCAUUCAUGCUGCCAAACAGGACAAGGAAUACCUUCCCAUCACAGGAUUGGCUGACUUCACCAAACUCGCAUCAAAACUUGCAUACGGCGAAGAUAGCGAGCCGCUCCGAAAUGGUUUUAUCGCUAGCACCCAGUCUAUCUCGGGAACGGGUGCUCUUCGUGUAGGAGCUGCAUUCCUCGCUCGCCAUUACCCUGGAGUGAAGACUGUUUACUUGCCUGUCCCUUCGUGGGGGAACCAUACCCCCCUCUUCCGUGAUUCUGGGAUUGAAGUUAAAGGCUAUCGUUACUUUGACAAGAAGACCGUUGGUCUAGACUUUGCUGGUUUGAAAGAAGAUCUUGAGGCUGCAGCUGAGAAUUCCAUUGUGCUGCUGCAUGCAUGUGCGCAUAAUCCAACAGGAGUUGAUCCAACGCCCGAGCAGUGGGCUGAGAUUUCACAGAUCGUUCAGAAACGGUCUCUUUUCCCCUUCUUCGAUAUGGCAUAUCAAGGCUUUGCGUCUGGUGAUACUACUCGCGAUGCGUACGCAUUACGAUAUUUCGUCAAACAAGGACACCAGGUUGCUCUUGCGCAAAGUUUCGCAAAGAACAUGGGUCUGUAUGGAGAGCGGGUUGGCCUCUUCUCGCUCACCACGGGCUCGCAGGACGAGAGGGCCCGCGUAGACAGCCAAAUUAAGAUCGUUGUUCGGCCCAUGUACUCAAACCCCCCUAUCCACGGGGCGCGUAUUGCGAGUACCAUUCUGGGCGACCCACAACUCUACGGCCAAUGGUUAACCGAGGUUAAGGGGAUGGCUGACCGAAUCAUCUCAAUGCGAGAAGUGCUCUACAACACACUUACCCACGAGCUCAAAACACCAGGAGAGUGGGGACACAUUAAGUCACAGAUCGGCAUGUUCAGUUUCACCGGAUUGACUGCUCCGCAGACGAAGGCCCUAGCAGAGAAUGCACACAUCUACAUGACGUCUGAUGGACGUAUUUCGAUGGCUGGUCUGAAUAGCAGCAACAUCAAGUACUUCGCUGAGAGCGUGGACGCUGCCGUUCGCGGAAGGCUAUGAGGAGUGAUUAUUACUGUUUACGAGGCACACGCCGCCAUGUCUAGCCUAAUUCUAAUCUCAGGCAAUUGGCUGGUGCUCAAAUUAGUGCCUUGGCUAUGUAACUUUAGCUCUCAGUGCGCUGAUCUGAAGGUGUUCCAUCUCUGCAGACCAAACAAUGCAUUCAUUUAUGACUGUC
This is a messenger RNA of Cantharellus anzutake, 1547 nucleotides long. Its product is annotated as pyridoxal phosphate-dependent transferase. Gene Ontology annotation, biological process: biosynthetic process; L-aspartate catabolic process. Gene Ontology annotation, molecular function: L-aspartate:2-oxoglutarate transaminase activity; pyridoxal phosphate binding. NCBI's taxonomy places the organism in Eukaryota, Fungi, Basidiomycota, Agaricomycetes, Cantharellales, Hydnaceae. The transcript has 7 exons. Bases 104 to 1372 code for a protein of 422 amino acids. Gene Ontology annotation, cellular component: mitochondrion. The record is from RefSeq and is a predicted model, not a curated record.